UAAGCUGCAAUCACUGUUGAACAAAAAUUUGUUUGUUAUUGUGAAAUCCGCCUAUUGAUUAAUAACUAUUGGCCAAAAUGCAUGGACGUGUUAAGGUACGAACUACAGAGGAGGAGCGGGAGCGCAAGAAGAAGGAGCAGGCGCUUAAAGUGCGCGCCUAUCGCGCUGCCAUGACGAAAAUUUUAAAGAAACGCAGCGCUGGGGAAUUGGAUGACGAAUUGCUCUUACUGACAGUGCAAAUUCUACUACGUAAUCCGGACAUAAGCACACUGUGGAAUAUACGACGUGAGUGUGUGCAAGUAAAGCUGGAGCAACUGAUAAAGGCUAAAGAGGCUGAGCCAGCAGCAGCAGAUGCAACUGCAACUGUAACUGUAACUGAAGAAGGCGAAGAAAAAGCAGAUGAAGGAAAGCCGACAACGCCCCAAGUGGAGCAACUACUGCAAGCUGUGUACACCACCGAACUAGAUCUCACCGAGCAGUGUCUGAUGGUUAAUCCCAAGUCCUACAAUGGCUGGCAUCAUCGCUGCUGGACUCUGGAGCAGAAUCCACAGGCGGAUUGGCAGCGCGAGCUGCAGUUGUGCAACAAGUACUUGAAGUACGACGAGCGAAACUUUCACACGUGGGAUUACAGGCGCUAUGUCAGCGCCAAGGCGGCUGUGCCUGCUGAACAAGAGCUGGAUUUUUGCACUGACAAAAUCAAGGUGAACUUCUCCAAUUACUCGAGCUGGCAUCAUCGCAGUCUGCUGCUGCCAGAGAUCUAUCCCAAUGAGCAGCGCGAUCGCCCUAUGGCUGAGCACAAGCUCAAGGAAGAACUGGAAAUGGUGCUUACUGCUGCAUUUACCGAUCCCAACGACAGCAGUGCCUGGUUCUAUCAGCGUUGGCUGCUGGGCAGCGGCGCCCAACAGCAGCAACCGGCUAGCGUAGCUGCCUUUCGCUGCUGCCAUCACCAGGCGAAAUUGGCGCUUAAUAAACCCUCUCCAGAGCUGGCAAAGCUGCAGAUUCUGCUGGUGAGUGAGCAACACACCGAGGAGCUGAUGUUUUGGGGGCCAGCGAAUCCAGAUAAAACGCUGUGGCAGUGCAAUCAGGACAUAGAAAUGAAACCCAAUGUGCAAUACGUGCUACAGAUCAGAGAGCAACGGCUGCAGCUGUCCACGCAUCCUACCGAUCAGAGUCUAUACUAUUUUGUGCCGCCAGCUGCGGUGUCUAGCUGCAGCAAGGAGUUGCUGGCAGAGCUGCAAACUCAGCUGCAGUCUUGUCUGGAUCUGCUGGAGUACGAGCCGGACAGCAAGUGGACGCUGUUGACCAGCGCAUUGCUGAUGCGUGCCAUUGAUGCAGACGCUAAUCAUGAGCGCAGCUUGACCCACUUGAGCAAGCUACAGCAGGUGGAUGCACUGCGUGAGGGCUACUACAAGGAUUUGGCCAGGCGCUGGACCAUGGAGCAUGCCUUGGCCAAUUGGCCGCAGUCGGCGGAGUUUCCCAAGCACUUUGCAAUGCCCAAAGAUGUAAAUGCGCCCACCUACAUGCAGUAUCUGAUUAUUGCUGAUGAUGUGUCAACCGCUGCUGCUGCUGCUGCUGCUAAUUAAUCCAUUUUAAGGCUUAAGUAAUUAAUUAUAUUUAAUCGUAAUACAAUUAAGAGCAAAGCUAAUUUGUAUAUAGCUAUACCCCUCCCACGCUUAUUGUUGAGUAAACCAAUUCACACUCAGCUUGUG
Drosophila busckii is the source of this 1709-nucleotide messenger RNA. It is a transcript of the gene RabGGTa, whose product is annotated as geranylgeranyl transferase type-2 subunit alpha. The coding region runs from base 78 to 1583 and encodes 501 amino acids. The transcript has a single exon. The record is from RefSeq and is a predicted model, not a curated record. Gene Ontology annotation, cellular component: Rab-protein geranylgeranyltransferase complex; cytoplasm. Gene Ontology annotation, biological process: protein geranylgeranylation. Lineage: Eukaryota; Metazoa; Arthropoda; Insecta; Diptera; Drosophilidae. Gene Ontology annotation, molecular function: Rab geranylgeranyltransferase activity.